AUGGCCGACGACGGCGACGAGUACCCAUCCUGUGAUGCUUGUGAGGAAGCUGCUUAUGGCGCGCUGUGGGGAGCUUUUGUGGCCGACGCCGCUGGCGCGGUGCUGGAGUUUGCGCCAGCAGAAUGGGACCGUAGCGGUGCCCGCCAUGCCAUGACCCUGCCUGGAGGGGGGAAGAACAACCUGCGUCGCGGACAGGUGACCGACGACUCGGAGAUGGCGCUUGCGCUCGGUCUGGCCCUGGCCGAACAGCCUCUUGCCAAUCGGGCCAGCUGUUUUCCGGCUAACGCCGUGGCGCUCGCCUACGGCCGAUGGAAGGCGAGCAACCCGCCAGACAUCGGCAACACUGUGCGCGCGUCCGUCGGCGUCGCCGCGCCGCGUGGGCGGCAAGCUCGGCCGUCCCCAUCGAUCGUGCCAGUUACGGCGGCGCUGAUGGCCAAAACUGCCGCCCGCCGAUCAAUGGCUUCACUGGGCAACGGCGCGCUCAUGCGCGCCAUACCGCUCGCAAUCUGCUUUGCAUUUGCUCCUCUCGCCGUCAUCGUCGAUGCCGCCGCCUCCGACGCGCGGUUGACCCAUCCUAACCUCAUCUGCGUUGCUGCCAAUGUCGCAUACAUCGCUGCACUUGCCACGCUCAUCGCGUCUGCGUCACAUUGUGGGGUCGUAGACCUUGCGGCGCGACAGGCCGCAGCCCGCGAGUCGGCAGAGGCAGCGCUGGCUGAGCUCGCAGCCCAGAGCGAGGGUUCCGACGAACUCGACCUCCGUCCGCCGGCUCGGUGGCCACGUUCGGUGCGGCUUUGUGCUUGCGUUCCGGACUCUGGCGGAUCCGGAGCCUGAGUACGUUGCCACGGUGGAGGCUGUUCUCGCGCUCGGCGGCGAUACCGAUACCAACGCAGCGAUUGCCGGCGGUAUGGUUGGCGCCCUUGUCGGGCACUGCAGCUUGCCACACGCCAUGGUUGCCACCGUCCGCAAGUGUCGGCCCAAGACUCGACCCAAGUGGCUGCACGCGGCACAGGCAGAUGGCAUGCUGGCAUCGCUUACAUCCAGUUGGCCCGAAAGGCGCGACAAAAGUCCUUAAAGCCUUCGCGGGACGAGAGUGAGAUGCGCGGCGAUGCGAGGAGCUGCGCCGGCCGGGCGGUGCCUGAAAGGAACGCCACUGCCUGAGCUUUGUUCAGCCGAAUGCCGGUGAGGUACGCCGACGGCGGAAGCUCGGCCUUGACGAUUGACACGGCGUCGGCGCCAAUGACCACAUCGACGUCGGG
Molecule: messenger RNA, 1256 nt
Organism: Thecamonas trahens ATCC 50062
Lineage: Eukaryota; Apusomonadida; Apusomonadidae
Product: ADP-ribosyl-[dinitrogen reductase] hydrolase
Exons: 2
Coding region: 1-831 (276 amino acids)
Source: RefSeq, a predicted model, not a curated record